Geosmithia morbida is the source of this 5487-nucleotide messenger RNA. RefSeq names its product DNA helicase INO80. The transcript has 5 exons. Gene Ontology annotation, biological process: DNA-templated transcription; chromatin remodeling; DNA repair. The record is from RefSeq and is a predicted model, not a curated record. Gene Ontology annotation, molecular function: ATP binding; DNA binding; histone binding. Gene Ontology annotation, cellular component: Ino80 complex; nucleus. The annotation marks the transcript as partial. NCBI's taxonomy places the organism in Eukaryota, Fungi, Ascomycota, Sordariomycetes, Hypocreales, Bionectriaceae.
CUUCAGUUUUGUCCUCGACUUCUCCUCCUCCUCCGACCGCGGUAUCGAGCCAACAACAACAGCAGCAGCAGCAACAACACCAUCAUCAUCAUCACCAUCAUCAUCACGCUGGUGGUGGCGUUGGCCAGCAGUCGUCGCCGUCGCCGUCGCCUCUGCAUUCUCUACCCUCUUACUACAAUCCUGCCCUGCGCCCUUCACCCGGCCCUGCGCAGGGAUCCGACACACAUCAACGCCACCAUCAUCACGACGUCAUCUACUCCGUCUAGGAGCUUCUACGAUCCUACUACCGACUCGACUACGACCCCUGCCGACCGACGUGGUGGUGAGGAAUCAUCGUGGCAGACUGCGACCACGGCACCGAAUCAACCGGCUCGCGAUCCUUACGCCUACAAUCAAUCCGCCGACAAUCAUCAUCACCAUCACCAGCAGCAGCAGACCUACUACAACGGUGCUGGUGCAAGGACCGGUGACUACACGUCUCCAAGGGCAUACGGAAGCAAUCAGCCUCCCGCUGCUGCUCCUCGCAGCCCCCUGUCGCAUCCGCACCAGCAUUCACUUCCUCCUACCUCUUCUGUUGGUUCUGUCAGUCCGAUUAGUCGACACCCGCAACGCGCUUCGUCUCCCGGAACGAGCCGCUCUGCGGACCCAAUGUCCUUCUCCAACAUCCUCUCCAGCGCCGAACCUGCCCCGAAGCCCCGCGAGAGAACUCCGGUUCCUGAGCUGCGAGCCCCCGAGCCCGAUGGCGAGGCGCGGUUCAAGGUCAAGGUCGAAGCUGAGCCAGAGCCAGAGCCAGGGCCAGAGCCAGAGCCAGAGUUGCAGCAGAUGGCAGACAAGGAGAUGCUCGACCGCGACGACGAGACGGAGCCUGAACCCUCGGCGCCCUCGCGCGCUAGCAGCGUACCCAAGAAGAAGGCUGCCCCCCGAAAGUCCACAAAGGGUCGUGCUUCGGAUAUCAGGGAACAGGCCACCUCCAAGAGUGCUCGGAGAUCCUCCAUCAAGAGAGAGUCGCCCACCCCGCGGCCCUCGGCCAAGCGCCAGGCCAACGGCCAGGCCAAGAAUGACAAGGCCGACAAGGCUGAUAGGUCGUGGUCGAGCGACAUGGAGAAGAAGAUCCAGAAAUCAGAAAUCAUCAUCGACAAGGACACCGCCAAUCUCGACGCCGACGAGUUCGACGAGCGGGAUUUCAAGGAGCGCGCCGCCAAGCGCCGCAGGCUCAUGAUCGAUUUCGACCGCGACCAGAACCGCCUGCGCCGCCAGGACUACACCGCCGCUGCCGGCAAGAAGCUGGCCUUGCAAGCCGAGCUCGGCAAGCGCCGCUACGACGAUGUCUUCUACGACGAUGCCCUCAACGAGGUCCGCGAGCAGGAGCUUCACGCCGAGAAGGAGCGCAAGAAGGAUAUGCAGCGCAAGCGCCGCCGCGAAAAGUCCAUGGCUGUCACCCUCGAGCAGAAGGAGGCCGCCCUCGCCCGCGCCGAUGCCGCCGAGGACGAGGCCGAGCGCCAGAAGCACCUGCGCGAUGCCGAGCGCGCCAACAAGAAGGCCCAGCAGACCAAGCACAUCCUGCAGAAGGGCAUCAAGGGCCCCGCCAGGCACGUCGAGAUCAACCUCGAGGGCGGCACGAUGUCCACCUUCCUUGCCUCCGACAUGGAGAAUGGCGGCAGCGCCACCGGCAACGCCGCCGGCACCCCCACCUCGAAAUCAAAGUCCAAGUCCAAGGCCGGCUCACGACCCAAGAAAUCCAAGGAGCAGAAGCAGGCCGAGAAGGAGUCCGCCAUGGCCGCUCAGGCCGCCAUCGAUGCCGGACAGGAGCUUCCGGCAAAGGACGAGGGCAAGGUCCGCCUCAAGAUCACCAACAAGGCCAAGAAGUCCAAGGACAAGACCAAGGGCAAGGACAAGGACAAGGACAAGGACAAGGAGGAUGUCAAGGACAAGGAUGGCGCCGACAUCGACAUUGACGUCGACGUCGACGCCGACGCUGAUCCUGCCGAUGCCGACGCCGACAAGGAAAAUGGCACCAGCGGCGGCACUGGCGGCGGCGGCGGCGGCGGCAAGAAGAAGAAGAAAGAGCUCAAGGAGUCUAAGGAGUCUAAGGAGAAGGUUGACGACGUGCCCGACCUGGAGAAGAAAUUCAUCUCCAAGGGCUACAACCAAAUCUACGACCAGAUUCUGCGCGACGUCGCCCGCAAGGACGUCAACAAGACGUUCAAGCUGGCCUCGGACUCGUGCGCUACGAAAUCCUCCAACCUGAAGAAGACGGCCGUGCUCGCCUCCAAGGAGGCCAAGAGAUGGCAGCUCCGAACCAACAAGGGCACCAAGGACCUGCAGGCCCGCGCCAAGCGCGUCAUGCGCGACAUGAUGACCUUCUGGAAGCGUAACGAGCGUGAGGAGCGAGAUCUGCGCAAGGCCGCCGAGAAGCAGGAGAUCGAGAACGCCAGGAAGGAGGAGGCCGACCGCGAGGCCGCCCGCCAGAAGAGGAAGCUCAACUUCCUCAUCUCCCAGACCGAACUGUACUCUCAUUUUAUAGGGAAGAAGAUCAAGACGGACGAGGUUGAGCGGAGCACCGACAACCCCGAGAUCGCCCCGACCGCCGACACCAACCACAGCGAGAGGAUCGACGUCCCCGAGCCCACGGGCCUUCUGGGCAGCAAGGUCACCGACUUUGAGAACCUCACCUUUGAGGAGGGGGACGAGGACAAGCUGCAGGCGGCCGCCAUGGCCAACGCUCAGAACGCCAUCGCCGAGGCCCAGCAGAAGGCCCGCGACUUCAACAACCAGGGCCUGGACAUGGACGAGGAGGGCGAGAUGAACUUCCAGAACCCCACGGGCCUGGGCGACGUCGAGAUCGAGCAGCCCAAGCUCAUCAACUGCCAGCUCAAGGAGUACCAGCUCAAGGGUCUCAACUGGCUGGUCAACCUGUACGAGCAGGGUAUCAACGGUAUCCUGGCCGACGAGAUGGGUCUCGGAAAGACGGUGCAGUCCAUCUCGGUCAUGGCGUACCUGGCCGAGAAGCACGACAUCUGGGGUCCCUUUCUCGUCGUCGCUCCCGCGUCGACCCUGCACAACUGGCAGCAGGAGAUCGCCAAGUUCGUGCCCGAGUUCAAGAUCCUGCCGUACUGGGGCGGCGCGGGCGACCGCAAGAUCCUGCGCAAGUUCUGGGACCGCAAGCACGGGACGUACCGCAAGGACGCCGCCUUCCACGUCUGCGUCACCUCGUACCAGCUGGUGGUGUCGGACGUGGCCUACUUCCAGAAGAUGAAGUGGCAGUACAUGAUCCUCGACGAGGCCCAGGCCAUCAAGUCGUCGUCCAGCUCGCGCUGGAAGAGCCUGCUGGGCUUCCACUGCCGUAACCGCCUGCUGCUGACGGGCACGCCCAUCCAGAACAACAUGCAGGAGCUGUGGGCGCUGCUGCACUUCAUCAUGCCGUCGCUGUUCGACUCGCACGACGAGUUUAGCGAGUGGUUCUCCAAGGACAUCGAGUCGCAUGCGCAGUCCAACACGAAGCUCAACGAGGACCAGCUCAAGCGUCUGCACAUGAUCCUCAAGCCCUUCAUGCUGCGCCGCGUCAAGAAGCACGUCCAGAAGGAGCUGGGCGACAAGAUCGAGGAGGACAUCUUCUGCGACCUGACCUACCGCCAGAGGGCCUACUACGGCAACCUGCGCAACCAGAUCAACAUCCUCGACCUGGUCGAGAAGGCCACCAUGGGCGACGACCAGGACUCGGGCACGCUCAUGAACCUCGUCAUGCAGUUCCGCAAGGUGUGCAACCAUCCGGACCUGUUCGAGCGCGCGUCGGUCACGUCGCCCUUCUCGUUUGGCUACUUUGCCGAGACGGCAUCGUUUGUCCGGGAGGGCAGCAACGUCGCCGUCAGCUACUCGUCCCGCAACCUCAUCGAGUACAGCCUGCCGUCCAUGCUGGGGUCCGGCAGCGGAGGCCGUCUCGACAGGCCGGGCUACGACAACGUCCGGGCUGGCUGGCGCAGCAAGGCGCUCGACCACAUGAUGAACGUCUUCUCGCCCGAACAUGUGCGCGAGAGCUGCGAGGAGGAGCAGGGCGGCUUCUCCUGGCUGCGCUUCGCCGACGUCAGCCCCGGGGACGUGUACAAGGCUACGCACAGCAGCAUCUUCACCCGGGCAGCCGACGAGCUGCAGAAGCCUGACCGUCUCGCGCAUAUGGGUAUCGUCUACGACGACAGCGACGGGAACGAGACGGGCUUCACCCCCGCCCACGCCCUCUUCAGCAUCCGCGACCGGCAGAGGCUCCGGGCGCGCGCCGAGGUGACCCGACAAGGCAUCCUGAGCAGCCUGAUAAACGUCGCAGCCGACACGUACUCUGACUCGGGUCUCGGGCGGCUGGAACCGGCCGGCCGGCCGCGGGCGUCGGCACCGCCCAUCGAGGUGUCAUGCGCGGGCCGGGCCUCUGUGAUCGAGCGCGAGAACGUGCUCUUCAACGUUCCCAUGCGGAAGUCGCUGUACGGCCCGACGCAGCUGGAGGAGGUGUCGCUGGUGCGCAACAGGAUACCGCUGUCGCAGUACCCGCCCGUCAAGAUGCUGCCGAAGCCGGAUCACGAGAGGAAGCGGUUCACCAACAUUGCGGUGCCGUCGAUGCAGCGCUUCGUGACGGACAGCGGCAAGCUGGCCAAGCUGGACGAGCUGCUGUUCCGUCUCAAGGCCGGGGGCCACCGCGUGCUGCUGUACUUCCAGAUGACCAAGAUGAUCGACAUGAUGGAGGAGUACCUGACGUACCGCAACUUCAAGUACUGCCGGCUGGACGGAUCGACCAAGCUCGAAGACCGCCGCGACACGGUGCACGACUUCCAGACGCGGCCGGAGAUCUUCAUCUUCCUCCUGUCGACGCGCGCCGGCGGCCUGGGCAUCAACCUCACGUCGGCCGACACGGUCAUCUUCUACGACUCGGACUGGAACCCGACCAUCGACUCUCAGGCCAUGGACCGCGCCCACCGACUGGGCCAGACCCGCCAGGUCACCGUCUACCGCCUCAUCACGAAGGGCACCAUAGAGGAGCGCAUCCGCAAGCGUGCCCUGCAGAAGGAGGAGGUCCAGCGCGUCGUCAUCCAGGGCGGCGGCGCCAGCGUUGACUUCUCCGGCCGUCGCGCCCCCGAAAACAGGAACCGCGACAUCGCCAUGUGGCUCGCGGACGACGAGCAGGCCGAGAUGAUUGAGAAGCGCGAGAAGGAACUCCUCGAGUCGGGAGAGCUCGACAAGCAGACCAAGCGCAAGGGUGGUGCCCGCAAGAAGAAGGCCGAGGCCUCGUCUAGCCUCGAGGACUUGUAUCAUGAGGGAGAGGGCCACUUUGACGACGGCAGCAAGAUCAGCCAGAGCGGUGCGGCCACGCCGGCCGACAGCGAAAAGGGCAGGAAGCCGGGUUCCGGUGGUGCCCCCUCUGGUGCUGCGGGAAGAAAGAGUACCGCCAAGAGGGCGAAGACGGCGAAGCAGAGACUGGCCCUUGCUGAUGGGACGAUGGAAUGA